AUGGGUGUACAUGCUUUAUUUGGGAGAUUGGCUCAUUGGCAAAUUCUAUUGUCUGAGUUUGACGUCCAGUAUAUAAGCCAAAAAAUAGUUAAAGGGAGUGCUAUAGCAUAUUUCAUUACAAGCAGGGCUUUAGAAGAAUAUGAACCGCUGAACUUCAAUUUCUCAGAUGAAGUAUUAAUGGAUAUAUCAACUGAAGAGGGAGUUUCUCCUACUGAUGUACAUUGGAAGAUGAAUUUUGAUGGUGCCUCGAAUUCCUUGGGACACGGGAUAGGGGUAAUUUUGGUCUCGCCUAGUGGAGAACACUAUCCUAUCACCAGUCGGUUGAACUUCGAUUGCACAAAAAACAUGGCUAAGUAUGAAGCAUGUAUUAUGGGUCUUAGUGCUACCAUUGAGCGUAAAGUAAGAACACUAAAAGUAUAUAGGGAUUCAACCUUGGUGAUUUAUCUACUUAGAGGUGAAUGGGAAAUGAAAGAUACCAAGUUGGUGGAGUACUGA
Messenger RNA from Hibiscus syriacus, 495 nucleotides. RefSeq lists its product as uncharacterized. The transcript has a single exon. Bases 1 to 495 code for a protein of 164 amino acids. NCBI's taxonomy places the organism in Eukaryota, Viridiplantae, Streptophyta, Magnoliopsida, Malvales, Malvaceae. Gene Ontology annotation, molecular function: RNA-DNA hybrid ribonuclease activity; nucleic acid binding. The record is from RefSeq and is a predicted model, not a curated record.